Molecule: messenger RNA, 3804 nt
Organism: Athene cunicularia (burrowing owl)
Lineage: Eukaryota; Metazoa; Chordata; Aves; Strigiformes; Strigidae
Gene: DUSP4
Product: dual specificity phosphatase 4
Exons: 5
Coding region: 1-936 (311 amino acids)
Biological process (GO): endoderm formation; negative regulation of MAPK cascade; protein dephosphorylation
Cellular component (GO): nucleus; cytoplasm
Molecular function (GO): MAP kinase tyrosine/serine/threonine phosphatase activity; protein tyrosine/threonine phosphatase activity
Source: RefSeq, a predicted model, not a curated record
AUGCGUGCUAGAAACGCCAGCUCCUUCCGACGUCUGAACGUCAGCGAGACACACGGAUGUCGAGUCCCUGUGAAGGGCAACCACGGCUUGAUUGAGGCGAGUGUCUUGGGCAACACGGGCAAAUUGGAAAUGCAUGUGCAGUGCCAUGUGGGUGUUAAGCUUGAGGUAACGCUUUGUGCCUCUCUUCUUGCAGGGGGUUAUGAGCGUUUCUCCUCGGAAUACCCCGAAUUCUGUGCAAAAACCAAGUCACUGAGCAAUGUGUCACCCCCUACCAGCGCUGAGUCCCUGGAUCUGGGCUGCAGCUCCUGUGGGACUCCUCUUCAUGAUCAGGGUGGUCCUGUGGAAAUCCUUCCCUUCCUCUACCUUGGCAGUGCCUACCAUGCUGCCCGGCGGGACAUGCUUGAUGCACUGGGCAUCACAGCCCUGCUGAACGUCUCCUCAGAUUGCCCCAAUCAUUUUGAAGGGCACUACCAGUACAAGUGUAUCCCCGUGGAGGAUAACCACAAAGCUGACAUCAGCUCCUGGUUCAUGGAGGCAAUCGAGUACAUUGACUCAGUGAAGGAGUGUUGCGGCCGGGUCCUGGUCCACUGCCAGGCUGGUAUCUCCCGCUCAGCCACCAUCUGCUUGGCUUACCUGAUGAUGAAGAAGCGUGUCAAGCUGGAGGAGGCCUUUGAGUUUGUCAAGCAGCGCCGGAGCAUCAUCUCCCCUAACUUCAGCUUCAUGGGGCAGCUGCUGCAGUUUGAGUCGCAGGUGUUGGCCACCUCAUGCGCAGUGGAAGCUGUCAGCCCCUCGGGGACACUGCGGGAGCGGGGCAAGGCCACCUCCACUCCCACCUCCCAGUUUGUCUUCAGCUUCCCCGUCUCUGUCGGUGUCCAUGCCACCCCCAGCAGCCUCCCAUACCUGCACAGCCCCAUCACCACGUCACCCAGCUGUUAGCUCAGGGGCUGAGGCAGGCCAGGGCAGACAGGGCCAGGUGGGCAUGGAGCCCCAUGAUGUUAAGCAAUAGUGCUGGACACUGCCAUUCACCCUGGACUCAACGUCUUUUUCGUAGAGAAAUUUCUUACCUCAUCUUGGUUUUGCUUUUUCAUUUUAUGUUUUGAAAACACGAAGUUGUAAAAGCCACAAACCCUGACAUUGUCCAGGCUCUUCUGGGGAGGGGAAAAAUAGUAUACUGGGUUUCCUCAAGUGCCUGGUCUUCAUCUCUGUCCAUCCCUAUUUUGCCAUCCUGUUUUUUUUUUUAAAAAAAAAAAAGACAGACCUCUCCUUCUCCCUGUAUUUCUGCCCCUAGCUCAUCUGGGUUGAAAAGGGAGCAUACCCUCUUUUUAUUGUGCGGCAGUCUUCCCCCUUGCACAAACCGACACGGGUGUGUGUGGUGGGUGCUGUUUACCUGAGCCAGUUACACGGGGUGACAAGCAGAGCUGCAGGCAGGGCCUUGGGGCAAGCAGGAAUGGUGGGGGCGCAGGGCUGCCUGCACCUCUGCCACUGCCUGGGGAGGUGAUGCUGCAGCUUUUGGUCCAAACCUAGAAAAUGCCUCGUCUUCAACCCACCUGGAGCCUUAUGUCCCACCCUGCCUCCCUCCUUCUCCCCAGUCCAGUCCAAUACACAAGAUGCCUGUGUGGCUGAUGUACAUAUGUAUGGUUUUCCCUUUUUUUUUUUUUUUAGUAAUUAACUUUUUAUUUAUUGCCUGAGGGAGGGAGAAAACAAAUUGUUUGGAGAAAAUAAAAAUAAAGCUGUUUUCAACAGUUGUGGCUGGCACAGUUUGUCCUAAGACCAAGACAGAAUGGCACUUUGUGCAAACACUCAGCUUCCACAGAGUACCUGUUAAAAAUGUAUUUAUUGAAUUUUAAACUAUUACAAGUAAUGCAGAUCAGACAUUUAGCCAAGCACAUUUAUAGAUCAAACUCGGUUGUUACAGAGAUGUUACCUAAAGUCCACCAUGUAGGUAGGCUGAGAACCUGCCCAUCGUCUUUGAAAAAGAGGGUAAAGGAGGAAAUAAAUAAAUGAUAUCCCAGCUCCAGGUAAUUGGCAACCAAGAGAGGAAACAUACAGGGACAGUUACUAAAACAAGAUACAAAAAAGGGUUUAAAAACUCAACCCCCAGGUACGCUGCCAUUUGGGUUGGUGGAGAAAGCAAAUAGGAAUGAAGAUACACAAGCUUACAAGACUGUUGUAUAGAAAAAUCUCAAUUUCAAUUUCCAAAGCUGAAGCAACUUCUGCAGAUGUUAAGAAAGUGUCAAAAUUGCCUUGUAAUACAGAUACUCUAAUUAAACUACAUUAGUAAUUAAUGGAACCAACACUAAAACUUGCCACCAACAGGUUCAGUAAGACAGAAAUUGAUACCUCGAACCCAGUCUGACAAUAUGACCUGACAGGCAUAUGCGAUAGUGUAAUGGGAAAUGCCUCUGUUUCUUAUGUUCCCUACCAAUUCAUGGGCUCAUUCACCUUGUUUCUGAAGUUCUAACAUGCAUAUGCUGUCCCCUGAUCCUCUGAGGUUUCAUACCCACUAUGUGUUCAAAGAUGUAGGAACAUGCCCACUCCAUUGAUGCUCCCUGUGAAGAGGCAGGAGUGCAUGCUCUGGCCCGGGCCAAAGCCACCACCUCUGAUCAUCAGUGGGUAAGUCUGUGGAUGCUCACACACCACUCGCUACCUGUGGCAAGAAUUCAAUCUGUACUUUCCUGUGUCUUUCCCAGCAGGGCUGCAGCAUGGCUUAAAAUGACAGAAGCAUGCAUUAGAUGCAUCUCCUUUUAGAUUUCUGAGCUAGAUUUUUCUCUGGCAAAGCAGCAUGAAAAGGGAGAAAUCCCCUUAAAAAAUAAAUUCACGCAUUUCCUGACCUUCAGCUGCUGAGAAUGAUUAGCAAUGUUCAAACUAAUCUGUUUUGUGGUCAGAGCCUUCCUUCUACCCAUCUUCUGAAAAAAUCUGGGUAAUUUCCGUUAACAGUCCCAUGUGGAAAUUCUAGGUAACACAUGUACUGUGCAGGAGCUCUGACUUCACUGCACGAAUGCAGGACUCUUUUUUGAAAACAUUUGCCACUAAGUAGUUCCCAUAGGCCACAGAGUGGCACGAUAUGUUGUUAUACAUUAGCACCCCUCAGCAUGUCACACCUUCCCAGGGUGGUCUCCUCUAACCUACAACAACAGUAGGAUCACAUGGUUUUCAGAGCCAAGGAAGCAGCCUUCUCCAGAAGCUACUCAGUCUCACAUACCACGUGCUUUUUCUGUGUCUGCUGCCCACCAAAGCCAGCAGUGCAGAACAUUUGGGGGGGCUUCCUUUUUGCUUCAGUGUAGAAUUUUGUUCUGGGGUAUUCCUGUUAUCAACAAGCAAAGUAUAAAAAUUUGCAGGCAAAAGAAAUUCAUUCCAGCCGCAUAAUGCUGUGGGAUUCAAUGGCAUCACAUGCAAACAUUCAAAACAGAGGUUAGAAAAACACAUUGCUCAUUCCUUGGACUAAAGACCAAUAGUGACUACAAAACAGUGGAACUAGUACAAGUGGUUUGUAACAGUCUCUGUGGAGCUGGGAUCAAAACAGAUUGGCAGAUAAAAUAAAGAUGAGAAAAUAAGAUAUACCUUAUUAAGGUACUGUCCUCUCUGCUUUUAAUCCUAACAGAAGUUUUGUUGACAGCAUUCAGACUGCAAUGUCACUGCAGCAGGUACCUAAUUCAUCUGUCUCGUGGAAACAAUUUCAGCAACGGAGAGCAGAACAAUCCCUUCUUUGCUAUGUGGUGAAGUUUUUCUGUUUUGCCUAUUAAGGUCCUGUUGAAAACUGCACAGAUGUUUCAAAAUGCUGCCUCAAAGGGACAUGAAAAAAAA